Phragmites australis (common reed) is the source of this 2013-nucleotide messenger RNA. Its product is annotated as tubulin-folding cofactor C-like. The record is from RefSeq and is a predicted model, not a curated record. Gene Ontology annotation, biological process: post-chaperonin tubulin folding pathway; tubulin complex assembly. Lineage: Eukaryota; Viridiplantae; Streptophyta; Magnoliopsida; Poales; Poaceae. The transcript is spliced from 2 exons. Bases 1 to 1134 code for a protein of 377 amino acids. Gene Ontology annotation, cellular component: cytoplasm. Gene Ontology annotation, molecular function: tubulin binding.
AUGCUCAAGUCGAGUUACCUAAUGUGGAGGACCCGAGCCCGGGAAUCACUCCAGAUGCCAUCCGGCGCUGCCGCUGCUUCCGCCGUAAUGGAAGGGGAGCCGGAGCCCGAUCAGCCCAAGGCCGCCGCCGCCAGCGGCCACCGCAAGCACCUGGCCAUGCUCGAGCGCCUCUCCAAGCGGUCCUCCUCAUCCGCCGCCGCGCCCUCCUCGGACUCCACCGGUGCCUCACCCGUCGAGGCCUUCCUCUCCCGCUUCGCGCCCGCCAAGCUCGCGGCGGAGUCGGCCCUCUCCGCCUGCCGCGCCUCCCCCGAGGAUGCCCCCGCCUCCCUCGCCGCCGCAGCCGCCGCCAUCGACGACCUCGACCACCUCGUCGCCGAGGCGUCCCACGCCCUGCCCCUCUAUGAGCUCCGUUCCGCCCUCGCCGCCGCUGCCGAACUCCGCGCCGCCCACAGGGUCGCCGCCGACGAUCUGCGGCGCAAGAAGUCCUUCUCCUUCAGGAACAAGAGCAGGGCCCCCAAGAACCCGCCUCAGGAUUCCCCCACCAUGCUGCCGCCGCCGCCGCCACCGGAGCAGCCAAAGCCUAGCCUUGACUCGAUCCUGCCGGGGUUCGGGUUCCGGGGCAGGAACGGCGCCACCUUGGUGAAGGAUCUGAGGGUCUCCAACGACAAAGAUGGGGAUUUCUCGCUCGCGGAUUUGGUUUCCUGCGAGGUCUCUCUCAAGGGUAAAUGCCGGGCGCUCUACGUCCACAAGCUGAGGCAUUGCCGUGUGUUCGUUGGCGCUGUUGUUGGCUCGGUGCUCAUUGAGGAUGUCGAAGGUUGCACAUUUGUAAUGGCAGCACAUCAGAUCAGGAUUCACGAGGCAAGGGCGACGGAUUUCUACUUGCGGGUGAGGAGCAGGCCGAUCAUUGAGGAUUGCAGUGGCGUGAGAUUUGCACCGCAUGCUUUGAAGUAUGAAGGGAUCGAAGAGGAUUUGAGGGAGUCUGGGCUCGAGGAGGAGACUGGUAACUGGGUCAAUGUGGAUGACUUCAAGUGGCUCAGGGCAGUGCACUCACCGAAUUGGUGUUUGGUUCCAGAGGAAGAACGGAUGCAGAUUGUCGACAUAUCAGAGGUUCAUGAGCUGGAGGAUGAUAGCUGAGCUGCUUGGGAGGGUUUGCUGUCAGCUCUAAUUUUGGUUUAUCGUUCUGUAUUGGUUCUUGAAUUUUUAUGUGUUGCUUAUGGGAGCUAAGUUUUUUUUUAAAAAGUUUGUACCAAGAGCUUACUGAAUUCAGAAUGCGAAGCAUGAAAGCUUUACUGUGUCUAAACAAGGUGUUAUUUGAUUCGUUGGCAUGCAUAUACAAUAUUAAAAGACCACACAGUUCGAUGAAUAAGAAGCAGGCUUCAUAUUGGAAUUAUGCUUCAUAGCAUCGGGAUUGGUUUUUUUUUUUCAAAUUACACCAAGAAAACUUUGGUUUAUCUAAUUAUGUUAUGUUCAAUGUGCUUAGAGCAGAACUUUACUAUAUUUAAAAUUUUCUUGACGAACUGAUGAUGUUCUGUUAUCAAUCUGCAUAGUUCAACACUGAAAAUAAGGAAACCAUAUCAUCUUUUUAUAAUGUAAGAUUGAUGUUGUCACAUUCUAAUACUGAUCUGCUUUGUUUCUGUUCAGGCUGGUUUUACUGGCAUUGUUGUCAGUGCUGCCUAGCAUGGUCUUCGACCUAUAGUUGACUUCAUGACAUUUAAUUUUUCAAAGCAGGUGCUACCGGUGAGAAAGGGCCGGCGUUUGGCUACUUCGUGCUUGCCGAAUAAGGUGGCGGGCAAGAGUAGUUCAUCGUACUUUCGGAGGUCGUACUUUUGGGGUGAAGUCUAAGGGCAUGUGGCUCCGCUUUAUUUUGUUGUAUAGGUUUAUGUUUUUGCUGAGUAAAUAUUGUUGUCUUUUGGUUGUAAAUUGGUGUAAAUGGUUGCAAAGCUGAAGACUUGUAAUAUAAAUGUUAAUUACUCGCUCUUUAUUAAGCUAUGUUGUAAUGUGUUAUAUUGCAAA